Plasmodium inui San Antonio 1 is the source of this 1884-nucleotide messenger RNA. RefSeq lists its product as hypothetical. NCBI's taxonomy places the organism in Eukaryota, Apicomplexa, Aconoidasida, Haemosporida, Plasmodiidae. The transcript has a single exon. Bases 1 to 1884 code for a protein of 627 amino acids. The record is from RefSeq and is a predicted model, not a curated record.
AUGAGUGCAAACAUUAAGGACCUCAUCAAGCAGGAGAAGGAAAGAAGGAAGUUACUCAGGGAGGAAAAGAAAAAAGCGGAAAAAGUGAAGCAACCAGCAGGGCGGGAAGAUUACCCCAUUGGGAAAGACACACCGGGGAACUAUUACACAAAGAGUGCACAACAGGACAGGCUCUUUUUAAAAAUUCAAAAUAACUCCGAACAUGGUAGCUAUACGGAAAAGUAUAACUAUGUAGAAGAACAAUUGUGUGAGGUUGCGGGGAGGACAAGGCCAUCCGGUGCAAUGACCAACAAUGAACAGAUGGCGACGCAAAAAACAAAUGACACUAAAAUCGCUAGAAGGGUGCAUUUCGCCGAACCGACUGCACCACUAAACAGGCUAAAUAAAAACAACAAUUUUAAGGAUGCGUUUUUGGACUAUAGCAAUGAAGAGAAAAGUGAUAAUUCUGAAGGAGCUUCCAAAGAUGAGGAGGACGAGAAGGAUGUUGAGGUCGACUUACCUGCAGAUUUUUUCGACUCCACAGUGACCUUCAAUCAUAGUAGCUGUGAAAAGAAUGACAAGAGAGCUACCAGUCCUAUGGAAGGAACUCCUGGAGGGAAGAGAAAAGCAGAUCAAAGUGACCCACCUUCUGAAGAGGAAGAAGUCAAUAGGGCACCUCUCCACUAUGGCUUAAAUGAAGAAAAGGAUAUAUCAAGCGGGAGGUAUGCAUCAUCGCACAAAAUAGGCAAUGGAACCCCUUCCACAGAGCAUCGAAGCGGAAACAAAUUUGAUUUAAAGAACGAUCCAAACGUUGAAGUGAUCGAAACGUACGAAAUUACGGAGGACAUCCUUGGAAGUGCAGAACUGGAAGAAAAUGAAAAAUUUCAUAGGCAAAUAAAAAGAAAAAGGAAGUUGCUACUGGAGGGGGAAUACCAUUUGGAUGCAGAAGAAAACGAUGAGAGAGGUACAUUCGAAAGAGGAGAAAAAACCCGCAGAAGAGACAUGCUUAAAGGUAAAGGUGAUCAAACCGAUGGAGAGGGAGAACAAGAAGGAAACCCCAUUAUGAAUCUGUUCACUACCAAUAUGGAAGAUUUCACAAAUUACAAACUGCUGGACACGGCUUACUACGAAGAGUUAGACUACUUACACAAAAUGCUUGUGGAGAAAAAAAAAUACAUUUUAGGAGACACGUAUGAUGAGGAGAAAGAAGAAAAUGAAGAGAGAGAGGUAGAACUACUUGAAGAAUUGAAUGAAUUUCGAAAAAAAAAAAAAAAAAUGGAAAAAGGAAGAGUCGAUGAAGACAGGAACGAUAAUGACAACCAUUUUAACAUUGACGAAAUUUACGACAUGCUAAAGUUAAAAAGGGGGAUGAAGGAAGGUGAUGCCCCGAUUGCACACACAAGGGGAAACACGCCAACUAGCAAGCGCGCUGAUGAGAAUAGGGAGGAGGGAAAAAAGACAAAUGAAUAUGAAAAUUUGCCCAGGGGAUUUUUCGAUGAUAAAGAAAAAGAUAUUCUCGUGAGAGAAAAUCUUUCCCUAUCUAAGAUAAACCAAAAGAUUGGAGAAAUUAAAAAACAGAAAAAGAACAUUUUGCUAGAGUUUAAGACGAUAGAAAAUGUGUACGAGGAGAAGAAGAACAGCUACAUCGAUUACUUGUAUGAUGAUAAGUUUGAUGACAAGGAACAAAUUUUGGAUGAAAUUGUGAGGAAGUCGGCCAACCGGGGGGUAGCAGAAAUGGACCCCCAGGAGGGUAAACAAAAGCAAGAAAAAAAUAGAAAAAAAAAAAAAGAAAGAAACAAAGAAAAAAAGAAACCAAAAAGGAAUGCACAAAGGAAUGAAAGUAAUUUCCAGCUUGAUGACGAACAUGAGGACAUUUUCCACUGGAGGAAGAAAACCCUCUUUUAA